This is a messenger RNA of Phascolarctos cinereus (koala), 1704 nucleotides long. Lineage: Eukaryota; Metazoa; Chordata; Mammalia; Diprotodontia; Phascolarctidae. The record is from RefSeq and is a predicted model, not a curated record.
GAGAGGGUGGAGCCCGAGCUGGGAGACUCGAUCAGAGUAGGUACUGCGCAGAGGUCUAGCCUGCAACCUAGGAAGAAGCUGAGAUUCACUGAAUCGAUGGUGGGAGGUGGGAGGGAGGGAGGUCUGCACGGGGCAGGGCUUCCAAGAGAAGGACGAGGAGUCCUUUGCUACCUGGGCACGCACCAGCCUGGGCUGUAUCCUUAAGGUUCCUGAUAGCGUUGUCCCCCGACAGGUGGGACAUAUAUCCUUCAGGCAUAGUUAUUUGGCAGGGCUGGCUAAGGGCACCAAGACAGCUGGUAGCAACUGGCAGGAGCUCGCCAAAGCCGCCCUUCUGGAUUGACAAGGGGGACGACGAACUGGCCUAUUCUUUCUAUUGAGGGAGCCCAUCCUGAGCCUGACCGGUUUGAAUGUUGAACCGACCUAAGUGGGCUAGUCAUGCCUGCCAAAAUCACCCUGAUGGAGCUGGUGGACCUUUCAAUUGGUACCCCGGAGAUUGGCGCUGUCAACUUCAACGCCCUCCACACCUUGCUCUUAACUAUGCUCAAACAUCUAAACCUGCAGGAAGUCAAAAUUGACUUGCCUCCCCACAUCACUGAGCAGAGCCGGAGCACAGAGUCUCUCCGGGCGUCCAUAAGUGGGUACCCGACCAAAGAAAAGAGAAAGGUCAGCAUCAGUAAGCAGCCUUCUUCAGCGCGACCUACACCCCAAGUAAUAGAGGCUCAGGUGAAGGACCUGGGGGGACAGGUACAGGAUUUAGGCAAACAAGUCCAAGCCAUUGGGAGUCAGGUGCAAGGAAUUGAGAGCCAGGUACAGAACAUUGGCUCCCAGGUUGAUGUGUUUGGGCAGCAAAUAGCUGCUUUGGACAAGCUGCCAUCCGGUACCGACCUGUUAGAGAAGACGCCGAGUGGCUCCCGGGUGUCAGACAUGUGGCAAAUGAUGCAGAUGAAAAAGAAAGUGGAGGCCAAUGAGGACGGCAUUUCCAAGGCUAUGGGACUGAUCCAAGAUGUCAUGAAUGAAGUCAAAGACUUGAAGGCCGAUCAAGAGAAGAGGUAUCUUCAGAAGGAGCUUCCCCAGGAAGCUCUAACUCGAAAGAUGAGUUUGUAUCCAGAAGACAAUUCGAUAGUUACCUGGGAAGACUUGGAGCAGGCACUAGUUUCUGGUCAAAGAAGCUCUACGGCAGUGGACAAGACUUCAGAGACCUCUCUAAUUACUGCAAUACCUGUGCCCCUUGAAAAGGCUUCUCCAGCCGCGAAAAAAAUAAGUUCACAGAAGAUGCCACCUGGCACAGAGAUUCCACCCCCCACUUCGGGAAGCUGCUGGACCAAGGCAGAUUGGCACAGAACAUUCCCUACUGCCCUCUGGCACUGCACAGCAAUCCCCUCUAACCUUAGUUAGCGGCACACUCCCUUCUACAUCCCUAGUCACUUCCCCGUUUUCUCCAUUUGCUCCAGGCAUAGGUCAGCUAGCCCCUGGGGUAGGUCAGCCAUCUCUCGCUCCAGGAAUAGAUCAGCAAGACGCUGUAACCCCAGUAACAUAUCAGCAAGUAGCAACAGCUGUAGGCCUAGGUCAACCAGUUCCUGGAACCCCACCCACCCAUCCUCUAGUACCUGGAACCCCACCCAACUAUCAGCCAGGACUCAGUGCCCCAGUACCCUAUCCUGGCGCCCCAGUAGCCUUCCCUGGAGCCCCCAGCGCCUACCCUGG